UGCAGGACCCCCAUGUCUCCUGUGAAGAGAAAUCUGAAGAUGAAUCUAUAGACCCCCAUGUCUCCUGUGAAGAGAAAUCUGAAGAUGAAUCUAUAGAAAUAAGUGAUGAAUUGAUCAGAUUCGCGAACAGGGUCAUCACUGAUAGCUGGCCACAACUUUCACAGUUUUUAAAUAAGUUCAUUAAAUAUGACUGUGAGAAAUUUCUGAGCAUCUACUUCCCCCUGCUCUCGACCUUAAAGAUACACCAUGUCGACGUUGGUAAAAAGGCCAUGAAAAUAACUGGAGUGACAAUAGAUUGGACGAAGAACAGAAAGCGCCUCUCCAUCGAUCUGAAAUUUGUAUUUUAUUUAGAUGGACUGCUGAGAUUUUCACUUGCAAAUGAAGUGUUCAGAUUCGAAGUAAAAAGAGUGCAGUUGAAUGGAAAAACCCGAGUCAUUUUCGAACCAAUCCUGGACAGACCACCAUUUUUUGGUGCAAUGGUCAUUUACUUCUCUGAAGAACCGGAGAUUCAUAUAACAUUUACGGACUUUUCAAAACUAGCCAACCUCUCUUUUAUUAACAAGUUUGUAACCAAAAAGUUCAUAGAGUUUUUAGGAAUGUUAUUCAUUAAGCCAACCUCUGUGAUAUUCCCAAUGGCCCUCAAUUUCAACGCUACAGAUCUGAACUAUAAAAAGACAGUGAAUAUAUUGCGUAUAUACAUAUUGGAAGCUGAGGGUUUUAGCACCGAGGACUUCACAGCAAGAACCCUUAAUUCUUACGUUGCCAUAAGCAGUGCCAAGCAAAGAGCAAGAACAAGUGUGGCCACCAACAGCCUCAAUCCAAGAUGGCACCAGGCAUUUGAGAUGGCAUUUAACGACAUCCCAGAGCAAGAGAUUGUAUUCCAACUCUUUGAAGACAGAUUGUUCAAGGACGAGUUGUUGGGCAGCUGCAGAAUCAGCGUGAAAGAGGCCAUGAAAGAUGCUAACCUUGAUAUAUGGCUCCCAUUUGAUAACGCGGCCCCUGGAAGGCUUCACAUUAGGAGUCAGCUGCUCAACCUUGCUUCUGACCCUGCCGAGCUUAGAAAGGUUCUGCUGGUGAACCAGAUGUCUCAGCCAGUACAGAUAAAGGAAUUUUCCUCAGCGGUCCUCCAUGUGCAUGUAAAGAGAGCCAGGGACAUUAAGAUGACCGUUGGAAACAAGAUGCCAACCACCCUUAUAAAAAUCAGUGUCCGGGAUAUUACUAAAUUUACCUUGUACCAUAUCAACACCACUGAUCCAGAAUGGAACGAGGCUUUCAGCUUCCUAAUUAAGGACCCCUAUACGGAGGAAGUGCAGUUGAUGGUAGAAGACCGGUAUCAUGGAUCCCUGGGCUCUGUAUCUGUGCCCAUCUGUAGGCUCCUGAUGGCAGAAAAUCUCACUAUCACAGACUGGUUCCAGCUCGGUCGGCUUGAACCUUGUGGUGCUUUACGGGUUACACUCGAGUUGAAGAUUUUGGUUACUCCCUUACCCAUUGGAAAUUAUGAAAAUCAGAAAUCCAAAGUUUCCAGCUCUCAACAGCCUAAACAUAAGACUGUGAAUAAGCCAAAAGCUGCCCCCAAAUUUUGUAUAAAGAGAAGACCCCCAUUCAGGAAAAAUUUAAAAAAGCUGCAUAAACCAGAGAGACUGCCCAAAGCAGCAACUGGUGGAGAGACAACCAGUGACACUGAACAACCAGAAAUAUGGAGACAGACAAAUGUACGUGCAACUUCCACAAAUUCUGAAGAAGCUGGGGAAAAAGGGGAGCAACCAAAGAAGACAAUAAUGCAGAAAGUAAAGGCAAUCCUACGAGCAAUAAGAACUGUCUGCAACAAAUGAAUUCCACGGCGCCAUUCAACGUCCAAGUGACUUUCUACAUUAAUUCGACUAAUGCAAAGAUGGCAGAUUUGAGAUUAUUACUGCUUCGCUUCCAAUUGCACCUAUUAUGUCAUUACAGCCCCUGAUAGUGGGAGGGAUUUUGGGUGGAUCAGGGGCGUUUUUGACAACUGGACAAUACCUAAAUUGUCCUGAUUUUAGAGAGGAGUUGUGCCAUUUUUUACAUCUUCCAAUUAUAUUUUGAAUACAAUUUUUUUAUG
Molecule: messenger RNA, 2089 nt
Organism: Xenopus laevis (African clawed frog)
Lineage: Eukaryota; Metazoa; Chordata; Amphibia; Anura; Pipidae
Product: extended synaptotagmin-1-like
Exons: 19
Coding region: 270-1832 (520 amino acids)
Source: RefSeq, a predicted model, not a curated record